Messenger RNA from Carcharodon carcharias (great white shark), 1021 nucleotides. Its product is annotated as stathmin-like. The record is from RefSeq and is a predicted model, not a curated record. Gene Ontology annotation, cellular component: neuron projection; cytoplasm. Gene Ontology annotation, biological process: regulation of microtubule polymerization or depolymerization; neuron projection development; microtubule depolymerization. The transcript is spliced from 5 exons. Bases 147 to 587 code for a protein of 146 amino acids. Lineage: Eukaryota; Metazoa; Chordata; Chondrichthyes; Lamniformes; Lamnidae. Gene Ontology annotation, molecular function: tubulin binding.
AUUUGGGGGGGCGCUAGUGAUUGAAAGCGGGUUUGUGCAGAGCGCGGGAGACAAAGGGAACGAGAGAAGCAGCAAGGGAUCUGUUGCACACGUUUGGACAGCAUUCAAUCAACACUUGUUGCCAAACAGUCUUGACCUGUUACAUUAUGGCAUCGGCAUCAGAUGAUAUCAAGGUGAAAGAAUUGGACAAGAGGUCUUCUGGCCAGGCUUUUGAGUUGAUCCUGAGCCCACCUGCAGCUGAAGCUAUUCCGGAGUUUCCCCUCUCUCCUCCGAAGAAAAAGGACCUUUCGUUGGAAGAAAUCCAGCGCAAACAUGAAGCUGCAGAAAUUAGGCGAAAGUCACAUGAAGCAGAAGUGCUAAAGCAAUUGGCUGAAAAACGAGAGCAUGAAAAGGAAGUGCUUCAGAAAGCUAUUGAAGAAAACAAUAAUUUCAGGAAAAUGGCAGAAGAGAAACUGACCACCAAGAUGGAAGCUAACAAAGAGAACCGUGAAGCCCAACUAGCAGCCAAACUGGAGCGCCUACGAGAGAAGGAAAAGCGGAUGGAAGAAGUCCGAAAGAGUAAAGAGAUCAAAGAAAGUGAAGACUAACUCCUUGUCCUUUUUUUUUGUUUGGAAUUUGACUCUUCAAACAUCCAAAGAUGUGUUCUUUUUUUCAAUGGCAGUGUUUUUUUUUUAAAUGGCCAGUGUGUUAAUGGGAACUCCUAUUUGUAAUAAUGCUACUAAGUAUACAACUGCAAGCCAAACGCUCAGCAGAGGAAGCUUGUAUUUUGUAUGCUUUCCAUCUUUUGUAAGCAUUCCUGUGGGUUCCCCAUCCCAUGUAGAUAUAUGGAGCUCCUGCAUUUUUUUCUACAAGUAGUGAAUUGAAUGGGAUUGCUGGUUCAGGUUAUUCCUUUUGUGAAAUGUGUAAUUUCCAGCAUGCUUUACUGAUGUGUUACACGUCUAGUCUACAAGUGUGUAACUGUGUAAACCUGCUUAACCUGUUGCAUCUGCCUUGACUUCAAUAAAACUGCACAAUUGCUGUU